AUGACGUACCCUGGGCGGUCGUCGACUUUCGCAGUCCUCUUGCUGCUGUUCCUCGCCAUCGGCGCCCGCGGCGACACAUUUUCCGAGCAGAUCGCCAAAUACACCGCGACGUGGGCCGAGAUUAGCCAGCCUGGAUUCGAGGCGAUCGAAAAGAUGAGGGCGCUCGCUGGCCGAGCCGACUCCGUUUUGGGGUUGGCUGGGCCAGUGGGCUCCCUCAUCUCCGUGGGAGUCAAAUGGGUUGUAGCCGUGAGUAAAAUUUUGACGGCUCGU
This is a messenger RNA of Mesorhabditis spiculigera, 270 nucleotides long. The record is from the annotation of a GenBank genome assembly. NCBI's taxonomy places the organism in Eukaryota, Metazoa, Nematoda, Chromadorea, Rhabditida, Rhabditidae.